Messenger RNA from Panicum hallii, 1393 nucleotides. RefSeq lists its product as uncharacterized. Bases 362 to 1048 code for a protein of 228 amino acids. The record is from RefSeq and is a predicted model, not a curated record. The transcript has a single exon. Lineage: Eukaryota; Viridiplantae; Streptophyta; Magnoliopsida; Poales; Poaceae.
GCGAGCCGGUUUAUUUAGACCUCUUCUUUCCGAGACGAAAACGAAUAAAAGAAGAGUAAGUCAGCCAUCGCCAUCGUCUAGAGCUAGCUCGUUCCAGGUAGGCCGCGCGAAGACGCCAAGAACGCGCGCCAAGCCAGCAAGCUGCGUCGCGCUAGUUAACCUGCCUCACGAGCUAACUUUCUGUGCGGCUUCGCGAGCCCCCAAUGGAAGAAGCGAAGCUGCUCCUCGUCCUCCUCCCGCCUCCCUCAUAUUUCCCCCACCCGCGCCGCACCCUCCCAACCAUGCGCCGGUAUAAACCGCCAGGCGAGGCCACCUGCCCGCUUUACUUGUUGCGCUUGCUCCCGUGAUCGAGGUCGAGGCGAUGUCGUCGUGGCGGUUCCUGCCCAAGAACGGCGUCGCCGCCGGCGCCGGCGAGGACGCGUACUUUAGCGGCGGCGUCGCGCUGGAGGUGACCGUCCUGUCGGCGGACUCGCUGCGCCUGCCGCCGUCGUACUCGCCGCUGCCGCGCCGGCUGCGGCCGUACGUGACCGUGUCGUCGGACGCGCCCGCGUCGACCUGCAGCACGGCGGUGGCGGCGGGCGGCGCGCCCAGCGGCGAGCACUCGUGGGGCGACACGCUAGUGGUCCCCGUGGGCGCGGAGUUCCUGGAGGGCCGCGCCGACGUCCGCGUGGCCGUGCUCUCGGAGGCCACCUGCCGGCUCGUCGGCGCCACGCCGCUGGGGUGGUGCGGCAUCCCCGCGGGCGACGUGCUCGACGGCCUCCGCCCGCCACGCGCGCUCCGCCGGCUCAGCUACUCGCUGCGGUGCCCGCGGCGCGGGGGCGCGCCCCCCGCGUGGGGCCACGGCGUCGUGCACCUCGCCGUGCGCGUGCUCGGCCUCAGCGGCGACGACGCGCGGACGGGCGCACCGGCGCCUGCCGCGGCCACGACGGCGCCGGUGCAGCAGGGGUGGUGCCGCGUGGCGAUGGGCAUCCCGGUGUCCGGGGCGUCGUCCGCGGCCGCGUCUGCCGUGGUCGGGAUGCCUCUGUCGUGGGGCGCGGCGUCACGGUGAGGCGCGCGGCGGCGCAGGAGGGUGGAUGAUUGGAGGAGAUGGCGACUAGCCGUGGAAAACCGGUGGAAGAACUUGUGCCAUCGGGGCGACCAGGUCGCGGUUGCGCCCUUUUUCCGGCGUCACGACGAGGAAUAGCGGCGGGGAAAGGAGGGUAGUGCGUUAGUCAAAGCGUCAAACCAACUGGUGUGGCUUCCAUGCAGCAUCCUGGCUGGGUUAAAUGUGUAAGGCUGACGUGUGGGACCGGAACUGACACGUGUACAUGCAGUUUAGGAAGGUUCCUGUUGAAUAGUGGCUUUCCAAUCGUAAAUUUCCUGUCCUACCCCUCCCUCCAAAUUAUUAAUUAUU